Messenger RNA from Setaria italica (foxtail millet), 1171 nucleotides. RefSeq names its product probable tyrosine-protein phosphatase At1g05000. The record is from RefSeq and is a predicted model, not a curated record. The coding region runs from base 248 to 826 and encodes 192 amino acids. Gene Ontology annotation, cellular component: cytoplasm. Lineage: Eukaryota; Viridiplantae; Streptophyta; Magnoliopsida; Poales; Poaceae. Gene Ontology annotation, biological process: protein dephosphorylation. The transcript is spliced from 5 exons. Gene Ontology annotation, molecular function: phosphatase activity.
AGGCGGCGGGUCAGCCCAGCCCAUCGCCCACGGGCCCUUCCAUUCCCACCCCCGCCCCCGCCCGUCCGUCCCCACGGCGACCGAGCCGACCGUUGCGAUCCGUCCCUCACCUCGCGGAGACCGAGCCAGCCCUAGCCCUUAGCCGCCCGCCCUUCGCGCGCUCCCGUCCCCCGCGAUCUCCGGCGCCGCCGCCGAACCCGCCCUCGGAUCGGCGGGGCCCCGGCCGGGGCCGGGCCAGGAGGCAGGCAUGAUCCUGGAGCAGGUCGACGAGGAGGGGGCGGGGACGGGCCUGGUGGCGCCGCCGGCCAACUUCGGGAUGGUGGACGCGGGGGUCUACCGCUCGGGCUUCCCCGACGCCGCCAGCUUCGGCUUCAUCCGGGGGCUCGGCCUCCGAUCCGUCGUGUACCUGUGCCCGGAGCCGUACCCGGAGCCCAACGCCGCGUUCCUCAAGGCCGAGGGGAUCCGCCUCUUCCAGUUCGGGAUUGAAGGCACCAAGGACCCAUACGUGUCCAUACCUGUGGAUGCCAUCGUGGGGGCUCUUAGGGUCUUGCUUGAUGUUAGGAAUCACCCAGUUUUAAUCCACUGCAAAAGAGGAAAGCACCGCACUGGAUGUCUGGUGGGCAGCUUCAGGAAGCUGCAGAAUUGGUGCCUAUCAUCUGUCUUUGAAGAGUACCAUCGCUAUGCUGCUGGCAAAUCCCGCUUGUCAGACCUGAGGUUCAUUGAAUCCUUCGAUGUCACCUGCAUGAGGGAUUGCAUGCUGAGACUCAUCUACCGCUACCACGACUGUCUUCAGAAAAGCAAGCGCCUACAGUACGAUGUCAGAUAGCAUCUGGGGGACUGGGAACGACCUCCCAGGCCCUUGAGUUUUGCUGGAGCAUGAACUGCUGGAGAGUAGUAAACCAUUCACAGGGCAUUUGUUGAUUCUUUUAUGCCUUGAUGCCUCGAUGUGAGUGAUUCUUUUGUAAGAGGAAAUUUAUUGAACACUGGUCUGAGCCAUUACUUGAUUGCAUAGUUCUUUUCAUCUGAAGCAGUUUGUCACCGCAGGCAAUAUAUAGUCUGGUGGAAGAGUUUCCUUCUAUAUGAAUUUUGUUUGUGCAGUACUAUGCUAACCUGAGGUCGAAUUGACAAAGUCCCAAAAUAUAUUUGUUAUAUUGUACAGGAAGGAUCUUGG